ACCUGUCGCAACAAGGCAGGUGUGUUUAAUGUGAGUUGUAAUCAGUACCACUUUACAAACAGCCAGAACCAGAAUAUCUGCAAUAGGAUCAGAAUAUCUAUCAAACCAGAUUAUCUGCAAUAAGUUCACAGGUCCUAACGUGGAGAAAGAUGAUGGGAAAAUGGAGCAGUGUGAUUUUGUUCUUUUUCGGUUUGUAUGGCAUCAUUAAGGGAAUGACACUGAAUCCACAAAACAUUCAACAAUACUAUGAGUGCUGGAUAUUAGCUCAGUGCUAUUCAAAUGGACCAGCAAUACAGUUUGAAAGCUGCAUCAGGAACAGUUUGACACCAGAAGACCUCAAUGAGGUUUACCAGUUCAUCAGAGAAUAUUAUGCCCAUUACAGAAGUGACACCUAUGACAGCGGAGUUAUAGAAAUGUGCAAUGAAAGAGAUGAUAUGCGGCGUCAAACGUAUACUGCAGAAAUAAAUGGCCUUUUGGGUUAUCAAAGAGUUCUCUGUAAUAAUCCUUACACCCAAGACAAAUGCUACAGACUUACAAAUGAAAUAAAUUGUGCAUUCUCUCUUUUGGAAGGAUUGAGACAAAAUAACGUAUGCAAAAUCAGUGGACCAACUAAAUAUGUGGUUUUGAUCUAAUGAUGAUAAAGAAUACGCCACUUUAUCUAGAAGCAAAAUGUUUCCUUCCUUAGUAAUUGGCUUUCAUUCUUCAAAGAAUUGUAGAAUGUAUGCAAAAACUUUAAUCUGAGAAUAAAUAAAUUAUAA
This is a messenger RNA of Argiope bruennichi, 758 nucleotides long. RefSeq lists its product as uncharacterized. NCBI's taxonomy places the organism in Eukaryota, Metazoa, Arthropoda, Arachnida, Araneae, Araneidae. Bases 150 to 632 code for a protein of 160 amino acids. The transcript is spliced from 7 exons. The record is from RefSeq and is a predicted model, not a curated record.